AUGUCUGACACGACACCAAUUGCAAGGCGACAACAACUGUUAAAUUUAAGUAGUCUAGGUUCACCAGAUACUAUAACCUCUGCUACUCCAAUACCCAUUACACCUCAUACCAUAAACAUAAACACUACAAGAAGAUCUCCUCCCUCUAGAGAAUUAUUACAUCCUGAUGUUGAAGCUCUUGCUGACAAUCCUAUAGAUGAUGAAUUGAGAACAAUAUUAAUGAGAGAAUAUAACAUUGAUCAUAAUCUUUCAAACUCUGGAGGAUCUUCAACACCAAGACGGCAAGGACGGGGUGAUAUUCAUCCAACGCGUAAUGAUAUUAAAUUUUCAGAAAACGAUGAAGAUAAUAAUAUGACCAGCACAAAUAAUAUACCAACAACAAUUGAUGUUAGAGAGACUAUUUGGGGUACCAAUAUCAAACUUGAACGUGUCAAAAUUGCUUUCAAAAGGUUUUUGCGUGAGUUCAGAAGACAAUUUCGUCAGGAAAAAGAAGGAAUUGAUUUGAUUUCCACUGAUGCUGAUUCUUUUUAUGUUCAGUAUAUGCAUAAAAUUGAGGAAACAAAGAUUUAUGUAUUGAACCUUGAUACAAAAAACCUUCUUGCUUAUGAACCAUCUGAAAAACUUUAUCAUCAACUUAUAAGAUAUCCCCAAGAUUUGAUUCCAAUAAUGGACGAAGUGGUCACUGAAACCUAUAAUGAACUUUGUUCCGAGCAAACCAUGAUGCCAAUUAAAGUGAGAGCAUUUAAUUUAGAAAAAUCUAUUAAUAUGCGUGAUUUGAAUCCAUCAGAUAUUGAUCAAAUGGUUUCUGUGAAAGGACUUAUUAUUCGUACUUCACCAAUACUUCCUAUCAUGUCGACUGCAUACUUCCGAUGUUCAAUAUGUGAUAAAUCUGAAGAGGUGACAGUGAUACGUGGUAAAAUAGAUGAACCAUCAAAAUGUCCUAGACUUCAAUGUAAUUCGGUUGGGACAAUGAACUUGAUACAUAAUAGGUCUUAUUACAAAGAUAAGCAAAUAUGUAGAUUGCAAGAAACACCAGAUUGUAUUCCUGAUGGUCAAACACCACACACUAUAACGAUUUGCUUAUAUGAUGAUUUAGUUGAUGUGAUAAGACCUGGAGACAAAGUGGUAAUCACUGGAAUUUAUCGAUCCUUUCCAAUUCGUUUGAAUCCAAAUAAACGUACCAUCAAAUCUUUAUUUAAAACCUUUGUUGAUGCUAUACAUAUCAGUAAAACUGAUAAAUCAAGAUUAAGUUCGGAUUCGGUAUUAUUAAAUGAAAAUGAAUAUGCACCAAAUUAUGAUGAGACCGAUAAUAUUAGCUGUAAAAGACCUGAUACUACAAAUCAAGUAAAUCCUUUUGAUUUAAAAGAAGUUGGAACUAAAAAAGAUGAUGAACAAAGAACAAAACCUAAAUUUACAGAUGUAGAAAUUAAUGAUUUCGAGCGAUUAUCAAAACAACGCUUUGCUUAUGAAACUUUAGCUAAUUCUUUAGCUCCAAGCAUUUUCGGAUUAGAUGAUGUUAAAAAAGGCAUACUCCUACAGUUAUUUGGAGGUGUGCAUAAAAAGUUUGAAAAAUCAGGAUCCCCUCGUUUUAGAGGUGAUAUUAAUAUCUUAUUAUAUGUUCAUAAAAUGUCACCUCGUGGAGUUUAUACUUCAGGAAAAGGUUCGUCAGCUGUCGGCUUAACUGCUUACGUCACAAGAGAUCCAGAUUCAAAACAAAUGGUUCUUGAAAGUGGGGCUUUGGUUUUAAGUGAUGGAGGUAUUUGUUGCAUCGAUGAAUUUGAUAAAAUGUCGGAAGGGACUCGUGCAGUACUUCAUGAAGUCAUGGAACAACAAACCCUUUCUGUAGCCAAAGCUGGUAUUAUUACCUCGUUAAAUGCUAGAGCAUCUAUUCUUGCUUCAGCAAAUCCUGUCAAUUCAAAAUACGAUCCUAAACUGUCUAUUGUCCAAAAUAUUAAGUUGCCACCGACAUUGAUGUCUAGACCUGGAAUAGUGCCGUUCGAAACUUUAUCAAAAUACAUUUCAUAUGCAAAAACACAUUUUGAUCCAAAAAUUGAAGAUGAUGCAACCCAAACUGAAUUAGCCAAGAUUUAUGUGGAAUUACGUAAAUUAGGACAAGAUUCUCUUUCAUCGGAAAAAAUAGUUACAGCAACCCCCAGGCAAUUGGAAUCCAUGAUUAGAUUGGCAGAAGCUCAUGCUCGUAUGAGACUUUCAAAAAAUGUGGAUAUUCAUGAUGUUAAAGAAGCAGAAAGAUUAUUGAGGGAAGCAAUGAAAACGGCAGCUUGGGAUCCAGAAACUGGUAGAAUUGAUAUGGAUUUGAUUACUACAGGUCAUAAUAUUAAUGAUAGGGAAAGGGGAGCAGAUAAAUUGUUAAAGGAAGAUGAGGAAAAUGGAGAAAAUGAAUAA
Entrophospora candida is the source of this 2403-nucleotide messenger RNA. The record is from the annotation of a GenBank genome assembly. NCBI's taxonomy places the organism in Eukaryota, Fungi, Glomeromycota, Glomeromycetes, Entrophosporales, Entrophosporaceae.